AUGCUGGUAUUCAUACUCUUGAUAUUAGUGUUACUUCCUCAGAUGGUGUGUGAUGUUCCAGUUGCUAACUGCAUCAUCAGUAACCCUCUUCCAAUAAACCACAAGUAUUAUCAAUCAGGAGACAUCAUCAUUGCUGGCAUUAUUUCUCAGAUCUACAAACUUUACAACCGUGUCAGCUUCACAUUUCAUCCCUCUGAAGAACCUCCUGAGGACCUAAUCCAUUUUGUUGCAAGUUGGACCUACCUCGCCUCAAUGGAACUUCUCUCCACCUGGGGCAGAUUCAUCCCUAACUACAAGUGUGAUGUCCAAAAUAAUGUAGGGGCUGUCAUCAGUGGACCUGACUCAAAUGUGUAUCUCUUCACAGCAAAUAUUCUGUGCAUCUACAAAAUACCACAGCUCGGAUAUGGCUUUGCUCCAGUAAUGAAUGACCAAAGCCAAGAUGUUUUCUUCCAAGUGAUGUUCCCUAAAGGAGCUCAUCAAUACAAAGGGAUUCUUCAGUUGCUGCUGCUUUUCAGGUGGACCUGGAUUGGGAUAAUUUUUUCACACUACAGUGGAGAGAAAUUUGUACAGAAUGUGCUACCUGAGUUUUCUCAGAGAGGUAUCUGUUUUGACUUUAUAGAACCAUUGCAGAUGGUGUACUUUACCAGUGAUAUUACUGAAAUGGUAGCAAUGUGGAUGAAAAUAUACCAGGUUAUUAUGAGUAGUACUGCCAAUGUUGUGAUCGUACAUGAUGAAAUUCACACAAUGAUAUUUCUGAUAACGGUUCCGGCAGUUUCAGAAUCCUUUGACAUACCAGGGAAGACAAAAGGUAAAGUCUGGAUAAUGAUGGCCCAGAUGGAGUUCACAUCAGUUCCCUUUCAAAGAUAUUGGGACAUAGACAUCACCCAUGGUGCUCUAUCCUUUGCAACUCACUCAAAGGAUGUGAUAGGAUUCCAGAAUUUUCUUCACAACAGAAAACCUACCUCAGAUGAAGAAGAUGGUUUUAUCCAGGACUUCUGGCAACAGGCAUUUAACUGUGCGUUCCCAGACACUGAGGUAGAAAAGCAGAAUGAGAAAAUCUGCACUGGGGAAGAGAAACUGGAGAGUCUUCCUGGGUCUGUUUUUGAAAUGAGCAUGACCAGCCAUAGUUACAGUGUCUACAAUGCUGUCCAUGCUGUGGCACAUGCUUUGCAAUCCAUGCAUUCAUCAGCAUCCAAAUGCAGAGCUAGGGUAGAUGGAGUAAGAUGGAGUAAUCAACAGCCGUGGCAGCUUCACCACUUUCUCAGAAGUGUUUCAUUUAACGAUACCACUGGGGAAAUGAUCUCUUUUGAUGAAAAUGGGGAUUUAGUGGCUGGUUUUGAUAUUAUCAACUGGGUCACUUUCCCUAACAAGUCCUUUCUUAGAGUCAAAGUUGGAAAGAUUGACCCCAUCGCUCCCAAAGACAAAAUUUUCAACAUUGACGUGGAGGCCCUGGUAUGGCCCAACAACUUUAACCAGGUACAGCCUAUUUCUCUGUGUAAUGACUUCUGCCAAUUGGGUUAUAGUAAGACUAAGAAGGAAGGGAAACCAUUUUGCUGCUAUGAUUGCCUUCCGUGUCCAGAAGGGAAGAUUUCAAACCUGAAGGACAUGGAUUACUGUUACGAGUGUGUAAAAGAUCAUUAUCCAAACAAGGCCCAGGAUUUAUGCAUUCCAAAAUAUAUCAGCUUUCUGAGUCAUGAAGAACCUUUGGGGAUCAGUUUGACUAUUGUUGCUCUUUCCUUUUCUUCUGUCACAGCUUUUGUGCUUUGGAUCUUCAUUAAGCACAAGGACACUCCCAUAGUCAAAGCCAACAACCGAAACCUCACCUUCACUCUCCUUAUCUCCCUUCUGCUCUCCUUCCUUUGUGCCUUACUAUUCAUUGGUCAACCUGAGAGUGUGACUUGUCUCCUUCGACAAACUGCUUUUGGCAUCAUCUUCUCAGUGGCUGUUUCUUGUGUGUUGGCCAAAACCAUCACUGUGGUUCUUGCUUUCAUGGCCACCAAGCCAGGGUCUAGAAUGAGGAAAUGGGUGGGGAAAAGACUGGCUAAUUCCAUUGUUCUCUCCAGUUCCCUUAUGCAAGCUGGUAUUUGUAUAAUUUGGCUAGCAACCUCUCCUCCAUUUCCAGAUGUUGACAUGCAUUCAAUGCCUGAAGAAAUUAUACUGGAAUGUAAUGAAGGUUCAUCUCUCAUGUUCUAUUGUGUCCUGGGCUUUAUGGGCUUCCUGGCCAUUAUUAGCUUUACUGUGGCUUUCCUAGGCAGAAACUUACCUGAUAGUUUUAAUGAAGCCAAAUUUAUCACCCUGAGCAUGUUGGUCUUUUGCAGUGUUUGGCUGACCUUUGUUCCAACCUAUCAGAGCACCAAAGGAAAAUACAUGGUGGCUGUGGAGAUCUUCUCCAUCUUGUUCUCCAGUGCUGGAUUACUGGGCUGUAUUUUCCCUCCCAAAUGCUAUAUCAUUCUGAUAAGACCUGAGUUGAACAACAGGCAGCUGCUAAUGAGAAAAAAUAACAAUUAA
Messenger RNA from Elgaria multicarinata webbii, 2508 nucleotides. RefSeq names its product vomeronasal type-2 receptor 26-like. Gene Ontology annotation, molecular function: G protein-coupled receptor activity. Gene Ontology annotation, cellular component: plasma membrane. The transcript is spliced from 6 exons. Lineage: Eukaryota; Metazoa; Chordata; Lepidosauria; Squamata; Anguidae. Gene Ontology annotation, biological process: G protein-coupled receptor signaling pathway. Bases 1 to 2508 code for a protein of 835 amino acids. The record is from RefSeq and is a predicted model, not a curated record.